This is a messenger RNA of Biomphalaria glabrata, 5026 nucleotides long. Its product is annotated as galactoside alpha-(1,2)-fucosyltransferase 2-like. Gene Ontology annotation, biological process: carbohydrate metabolic process. The record is from RefSeq and is a predicted model, not a curated record. NCBI's taxonomy places the organism in Eukaryota, Metazoa, Mollusca, Gastropoda, Planorbidae. Gene Ontology annotation, cellular component: membrane. Gene Ontology annotation, molecular function: galactoside 2-alpha-L-fucosyltransferase activity. The transcript is spliced from 3 exons. Bases 135 to 1211 code for a protein of 358 amino acids.
AUCUACUUCUUAGCCUGUAAGAGAAUCAAGAUUUAAUAAACUAAAUCACUUUGGCUACACCUUUAAGCUGUCGAUGGCAAUAGAUCUAUUUCUAGAGGCUAAAAUCUAGAAAUUAGAUUUCUAGAUAAUAUUUUAUGGAAAGAAUAAAAAAGUUUCAAGUGAGUAUUUCCUCCAAUGACAACAUAAAUAUUACACAUCGAGCAUCAGGCAACUGGUUCCCAACCAUGAGACUGAGGAGAGGACCCAAGUGCUACUUACUGGCUUCAGCCGCAGUCUUUUUCAUUUUGAUGAUUUACAUCAAUGACUUGACCUAUAUCUACUCUUAUUUAAAUAAUAAGGUUCCAGUACAUCGCCAUGUCUUGAGAUGGUCAGACCAUGAAAGUAAGGUAGAUCAAAGGCAGUCCAGGAUCAUGAUUACAUACAAAGGCAGGCUGGGCAACCACAUGUUUGAGUAUGCCACCUUAGUGGGCAUGGCCAAGCGUUACAACAUGACCCCGAUUAUACCUGGUGACCUAGAUGUGCUAGAUGUUUUUAAAAUUCCAACCCUCCAAGGGCCCUUAAGUCUACUCAGGGAGCCCUACAACACAUACACAGAGGAAAGGGCCGCAGCAUACUAUAAGGGGGUUGAAAAUAUAGACCCCACUCGAGAUGCUUAUUUGGACGGAUACUACCAGUCCUGGAGAUAUUAUAAAGACGUCCGUGAUGAUCUUCUGGAUCGCCAUUUUGUCCUCCAUGACAACCUCCAGAUAGCGGCAAAGCAGUACAUUCAAAAGCUGCGUGAUGAUAAAAACAUGCCUGAUGCCGUUUUAGUGGCCAUACAUGUGCGCAGGGGAGAUUUUGUUCGCCAGCGUGUGAAAGGCUUCACAGUUGCCCCCAUUCCUUAUUACUACAGGGCCAUGAACUACUUUAGAAAGAAAUACAGCAAAGUCUUAUUCAUUAUUUGCACCAAUGACCUAAUAUGGGCAGAAACCAACUUAGAUGAUAGUCCUGAUGUGCAUUACUCUCAUGAGACAGACGGAUCUCUUGAUCUGGCUAUAAUGAUCAGCUGUAACCACAUGAUCAUCACUUCUGGUUCUUACUCAUGGUGGGCAGGCUACUUGGUCAGAGGGGAGGUUAUAUAUUAUGCUGGUUACCCCCAACCCAAUACUAAAAUAGGUAAUUUGACUGUUAAAGAAGACUAUUACCCACCGAACUGGAUGGGAAUUAUGUGAUACAAUUUUUAUCAUUGUUUGUGGGUCAUGUGAUUCUGUGUCCAUCUCCGGAUGUGGGUUAUGUGAUUCAAUGUUUAUUUUCAUAUUUGUUUUUAUUAUGGUAUGAAGAAUUUCCAUGAAAUUCAACAUUUUUUUUAGCAACUGUUGUUUGUUACUAGCAUUGAUGUAUGAAGCUUGACAUGUCACUAAUAUCUAAUGAGUAAUUAACUGUUGAUGCUCUAAUUACUGUUUCAAUGUGCUCGUUCUGAAAUUGAUAGCUGCUAGAAAAAAUAUUUUGUAUAGUGCUUCUUUCAUGCUUAUAGCAAGCUCAGUGCGCUGUGGUCCAAUCUCUUUUGUGGAUCAGUGGGGAAGAGGAAUCUGGCUCAGCAAACACAUUUCUGCUCAAGUAAUGAUUUUAACUCGGGCCCCCUUCUUAGGCUGCUAAGCCAAAGCCACACAUCCCACAGUUUUCUUAUAUUUUAGAGAACUAAUUCAAGCUAAUUAAAAACCUUUGCAGUUUAUUUGUCAGUAAAGACACUAACAUUGAUAGUUUUAUUUCCAUGUUCCAAUACUUUUGUAAGCUGGCACUAUUGGGUUUUUUUUUAUUGUGUAAUUAUGAUUGUGAAGAAAUUAAAAAAUUGAACAGUCUAUCAUAUCAGUGUUUCUUGGUCUUUGCUGGUAUACAGUAAAGUUCUCUUUGUUUUUAUCCAUUAUGAUUCUGAUUAAUUUCAUUAAAACCUGAGUUCAUUGAAUUCCAUUUCUAGUUUUUUUUCUAAUCAUUAUGUUUUACGAAUGUAUUGAAAAAUUUUUGUACCAGCAUUUAACAACUGAACUUUGAUUGGAAUGUAGGAUAUUUGUGAGAAGGGUUUGGGCAUAUCAUGUGCCUUUGCUUAGUUGUCAAGUAAGCUAAGCAAACAUACCGAUAUAUUCUUCAGCAGCAUUUCUGCCUAUAAAAAUGAUAGUUUAUUUUCGUGGUAUUAGUUACAUCUUCAUAUGUUUGUUUGUUUUUUUACUGUUUUUAACUAUUAUUGGAACAUUCCUGUCCAAACCAUAACGAUCACAUUUAUUGUAAAGGACAACAACAAAAAACACAGUUGUUUUUUUUUUAUAUUUUAAUUUUUUUAAAGGUCUUUCAGUUGAAAAGGAAUAAAUCUAUAAUCAGAGUGGUACUGUUCUAAUAUCAGACUACACUCUGGUGGACUAAUCUAUGAUAACCUGUAACUUCAUCAGCUCUACCUGUAAGAUUUUUUUUUUUUUUUGUAGGGAAGAAAGAGAUUAUUGCUGGUACAGAGCUGUAUUGAGGCUGCUUAGAAUGGUUUUAAUAUAUUGCCAGGGUAUUAGAUGUAUCUAUUAACAAAACACUUUUAGCUUGACCAGGCAGUAAAGUGUUAGAUUAUUUUUAGUUCAUAUUUUUGAAUAGUUUGGAUCUGAUCUGUAAUAAUAAGUUAUUUUCUGUUGAAAUCAUUGUAGAGAUGUUUAAAUACUCCCAGCUUAUGUGGUACUGCGAGGUAACUGUGUGGCCAGUACAGAAUCCAGAUUUCUUUUGUUUUUAUCAAUGUGAAUUACAAUUAUUAUUGUAGAAUUCUUUUAUUUUUCCUUACAGUAGUUAUUCACCACAUCUUUCACCUUAUUUUAUUUUUUUAUUUUUUUUGUUCUUGUAUGUUUUGCCUCGUCAAAGCCAUUAUUAAAAACACAUUUUACAAGAUUGGUAAGGUGAUGGGAGUUGUGAUCUUUGGAAGGUGAUGGGAGUUAUCAUCUAAAUGUACAUGCCUCUUCAUACAUUGUUUUUGAAUAUGAGUUACAUAGCAAAGAGAUAUGAACUAUGGCCCAAAAAAAGAUAGAAAAUUCAGACAGUCUUUGUACCUCUUAGUGUCUUCUAAACUCAUAAGUGUAAUAGAAUUAUGCCAACUUUUAAAUAAAUUAAAUACUGUUACUCAAAAGUUAAAUUAAAUGCACUUUUUUUUUUUCAUUUCUUAAAUGUAUCUUUUUUUAAUAGUUUUUUAAGUAGAAAAAAUUGUAGGUGAAUUUAAUAUAUUUUUAUAAAGUCAAUUUUGUAUUGAUUGUGUGCAAGAUCACUAGAUAUCUUCAUAGCAACAUGAUGAUCAGAGCUGCUUUUAAUGUAAAUAGAGGCAUAAGACUUUAUGGUAGUAUUUUUUUUAUUUAUUUUUUUUUGGCUUUUCUCUUAUCUUGCAUUGAGUAUGCUACUACAAAAAUAACAAAAUCAGAGCACAAGCACUGAACAAAAAAAAAAGGCUUGGCUUGUGAACUCCUAAGACUUCACCUAUGUUAGGCUUGGUUUCUCAGCUAAGUGUAGGAUAUAACUGCUUGUCAUAUGAAUUUCUCAACAACAAUUUAAAAAAAAAAUAGCUACAGUAACUAUAGGGAUUUGUUAUUAGUUCUGAUUGUAUAAACUUUUUUUUUCUUUUUAUUUCCUAUAAUUUUUUUUAACUUGUGAUAGGCUUGCUACGAUCUGUCCCAAGAGAAGUGCUUUUUACUCAUUAGCAGGGCCAGAAAGCAUAAUGUUAUCUAGUGGCAGAGAUAGCUUCUCACUUUUUUUUCCCCAUAGGAGCCUUUGAACAAACUACAAGAACAAAAUAUUCUUGUCACUUAUUACCACUCACUUUAGCUUCUUGCCUUAGUUUAGUAGAAAAAUAGAGGGAAAAGGGAAAACCCAAGACAGUGUCUUUUGUUUUAAUUCCUAAAUAUUGUUUUCUGUAUGAUUUACAUUUGUAAUCGCUUGUAUAUUCUCAGACCUAACAUGACAAACCUAUAUAACUUAUAUUGGUAUAGCACAGAGCCGUCACAGAGGCUUUUUCUUUUCAUUCUUUUGGGUACUUCAUAUUUCUUGGUUGGAAAAAGUCGAUCAUUGUGCUGGCAGCUUUGACGCCCUCAUUAAAUUUUGUCCAUAGAAAUGUGUGACCUUUAUUGAGCCUACUGUAUAAUUCCCUUUGCUUGACAACCUACUUGUUUAUUAACUAAUUUAUUGGUUAGAUUGGUUAUUUGUUGUCAUGCUUGUUGUUACCAAUUCAGUUACUGUCUGAAUUUUAGGAAGAUAUUGAUGUGAAAUAAUGAAUAUAGCCUGCAGUGACCUCGAGCAUGUAAGGGGCUUUAUAGUCUCUCCCCAAAAACAAUAAAAAAUUAAAAGUAAUUAUUACAUUUUUUUAAAAAAUUACAUUAUUUAAGAUCACAAAGGAAAAAAAUGACAAGGAAAUAAUUUUUGUAAGCGAUUUACUAAAAAAAUAUUUAUAACUUAAAGCUCAACAUAUUAAAAAAAAACAGUUUACACAUCUCAUGUUUAAUAUGUUUCUGUAUGAAAACCUUUGUGUUUUUAAAUAUAAAAGAUAAGUAUAAAAAAAACAACUAAACUUGGCCAUGAAAUUGUCCUUUUUUUUAUUUACCUUAAUGUAAGGAAUUUGCAACAGUCUCAUCAGUUUUGUCUUAUAAAUGUUCCACUCUGGGUGCUUGUUUUUAGACAAUGUCAGACAAUGCCUGAUUCAUUUAAUCAUUCAAUAUUAACAUGUUAUACAUAGUGACCUAAUUAUUGACUUGCUUCUAGAUGAAUUUUGGCCACAUUUUUUUAUAUUAAUAGCAGUUUUAUAGAAAUUUUUUUUUUCUAGACUUGUUCAAGCAUUUUUAUGCUCAAAUAUUGCAUUGAAAAGAACAACUACUAGCAAUGGGAAUAAGAAAGAUAUUAUCAGGUAUUUCUGAGUUUUAAGACAUUGUUCAAAUAGUCAAUUGCUCAUUGUUGCAAUAACUUUUUUUUUUUUGGUCUUUUUCUUGGAAAUGCUCUGACAUUACUAAUACAUGAAAUAAAUAAUGAUAUAUUUUGUCUAUAA